Molecule: messenger RNA, 16050 nt
Organism: Amoebophrya sp. A120
Lineage: Eukaryota; Dinophyceae; Syndiniales; Amoebophryaceae
Source: the annotation of a GenBank genome assembly
GCUACGCAAAUUUGGAAAACAAAUUCCAGUUUGCAGUAACAACCUUCUCCAAUUGGAUUUGGGAAGAGAUGUGCCAGAAUAGUGGCCCGAAGGGACUGGUGGACGCGAAUCCUCCGCACGAAAUAAGUGAUGAUCAAAGGAAUACUCCCAUGCUGGGAAGAGCACCAGAAAUAAACCACCCUGAAGGACAAGCUGCGGUAAGAAAUGCAUCCCUGUCCGCGCGAGCGCAACUUGGGGUACCGGAGCGCGGCAGCGCAGAGAUUCGCCUAAGGAAGGAGCGGCUUGAUAGCGCGAAAAGUAGACAGAGAGCCAAUACUGAUGACACCUUUUGGAACGUCGCGGGCUACGUUGACGAAACGACGUUGACCUUCCACGAGAUUAGUGGGGAGAAGUACGUGGAUAAACCUCUGUUCGGUGGAAAAAAAGAAUUCUUGGCUCGUGAAAAAGACGAAAACCGCAGCCAGCCGACCACGUUCGUUUUUACCGCGCCGUCCGAGCACGUGGCGGCGCAGUGGGUGAAAGUUCUGCGAAAGCGGGUGGAAGAGCUGAAAAGAGAGCAGUUCGGAGACGUGGCAAGAAGUACUGCACCAGCUCCAGCAGCUCAGCGACUAGAGGAUGGCCACUUUUUUCCACCACAAAGAACAGGUGAAAACGAUUGCCCUAUCGACCAAGAGAUAGAAUACACUCGAUACAAGCAGUUUGUAGACCCGAAGAAUUACCUGAAAUCCUCUCACGAGGAGUUCUUGCAAAACGAGUAUUUUGAUGCGCCGGACGAGGACGGCAAACAAAUAAAUGCGGAAGUAGAUAUCAAAUGUAAAAGUGUCUGGGUCUGGAAGAAUGCAACUUGUCAUGCUAGAUCUGAAACAUGCAAAAUAAAAAUCUGUGUUGCGUGAUUACCAAAAGUCGUCCAGUUUUGACCAAGUCAGGAGGGAGUUUCUCAUGCAGGAUAGGCAUGAGAGAGAUCGCACAGAAUUUGUCAUGCUCGUUCCUGCAUUCCAGACCUCAUGGGUCAUGGAAAAGCUGCAUGACAAAUCGCGCAUUCUUCCAGACCCAGACACUUUUGCAGUUGAUAGUAGAAUCGCGGAAGCAAAAGUUCUGGGAUGAAUUGCAAGAGCAAAUCCGGGAGAAGGAGAUUCUGUUGCGCUAUUCCAAAGCAAUCGACCGAUUUGUGCAGAUCGAAGCGCACAUGAAACCGAUGUACGGGUCCUACCACACGGUUUCCAACCGGUUUCUCCCCCACAAUUUCAAGCAGUACAGCUCUGGGGGACACAGUCUGGGGUUCCGAUCGGGCUAUGAACUCGGGUACAAGACGAAUAGGGAGGGGAAACUGAGCGCUUUGCUCUUUCAGUUUGUCGACGCGGAUGUUGAACUACAAAGUGCGGGUACUUCUUCUAUGGAAGUAGGAGCGGAUCAUGUUGAGACAAGAGCACAUCAGCCCCUUGUAUCAAAUGCAAAUAUGUCUGGGUCUGGAAGGCUGCAAGGUUUGCCAUGCACAUUUUGUAUGACCCGUGAUGUCUGCGAUGUAUGCCCCAGCAUCACAAAUUUUCUGUGGGUAUCUUGAUGCGCAUUCCGCAUGACAAAUGCCCUCUCCGCGGAGCAAAAACUGGGCGCCUCUUGCUGCUCAUGCAAUACAGAUUUUUUUACAUUCCAAAAGUAGCAUCACAAGUUGCAUUCUUCCAGACCCAGACAUUUUUACAAUCCAUGCCUUGAGUUGUGGUACAAGGGCAGACUGGAACUGCAGGAAGAUAGCGGUAUGCAUUGCAAAAGUAUCGUACUAGUAUAAAUUGCAUUACAAAUUUUAUCAGAAAGAAAAACUGGAUUUGUAAUGCUAACUCAGGUAAAAAGGUAGGUCUGUCAUGCAAGAUUGCAAUUAGUACGAGUACGAUACUUUUGCAAUUCAUAAGCGGCUCGCUGCCACAAGCGUGGAAGGACGAGAAAGACAGACAGCGGCUGAUAUUGCAGAAAAAGUGGGAAGAGGAAAAAGCGCAAAUGAUGCAGGAAGAAGAGGACAGACGCUUCGAAGACGCCUCCAGCGAUCAAGAAGAUUAUGAUAAUGCAUCGGCUUCUACCAGUUCUGGUGUUCUGGCAGGGAUGGCGAAACUCAUCAAAAAAGGGCUUCCGCAGAUCUUCAAAACGCAGGAUAACGCGGGGGGCAAAAAGGGUGAAAGCAACUUUUUAAAGCCGUCGAAAUUGCUGAACACAGUGAAUGCCGAACUGAUUCAGAACCAGCUCGUGUUCAAUUUUGAGAACCAAUUCGAUUUUGAUAUGAGAAACUAUUGGGAGAUUCAAAAAGCGAAGCAGCACCCCUUCCGUAUCUUUCUGGAGCAUGACACCCACGUGGAAAUCUUGUCCGGGCGAGCCCGAGACCAGUGCGUUGUGCGCAUUUCUGCCUGGGAUUACGGGUCACGGAUCCAACCGAAUAAUGAUGCGCCAGAAAAUUACAGAGACGCGGAUAGUGGAGGUGCCGGUGAAGACAUUUUCAUGGAAGGACAAGCAGGUACAGAGGGCAACCUGCGCGCAAGCACAGUCGGUCAAGGUGAAGCAAUUUUCUACCCACCCGUUGAAAUCCCGAAAACCGAGCGCGAGCGACGCUCUGCGAGGGCGACGGCGUUCGUGAGUACUGGGCGCGCCCUCGGGAAAACUUCAUCUACUAAGGGGGCUUCUUCUGAGCCGCCUCCCAGCAAUAAGAUCAAGUACGUUUCCUGGGACUUCAAAGCCGUGAACUGCGACCAAGCGAACGUGUGGGAGCAGCAAUUGAAGGGCCGGAAGAAGGACAAAUGGCAGCACACGACGAACGCUGCUGGUGAUAGUCCUCCUGGUUCUACUUCCGAAGCGCAAGCGGGUCCUCAAGCGGAUUUGAUGCAACAAGCCCUGCUCACCACGGCCGGCGGCGCUCCCAGUGGAUCUUUUCGAGCCUCUGGGACCACAUCAACAUCAUCGUCACAACGAGACCAAAAACCGGGGUUCAUGUGCCGCAUGAAGCAAAAAUUUUUUCAAGGCAUUCGGUCUUUGAAGCGCGUGGGCGGGUUUUUUAAGAGUUACUGGAGCGAGAAACAGGUCGAGACCGUGACGAACGUUGUGGAGAGAGAAAUGGAAAAAGAACAGCAACAAGAUGCUGGCCAGAACUUGGAAAAUCUGGCGAGUGACGAGUUCUUUUUAUCUGAGGUGCGAAAGCAGCAGUACCAAGACCGGGUGGAUGCGAUGGACCAGAUUGGCAAUGCGAACUGCGAUAUCAAAUGUAAAAGUGUCUGGGUCUGGAAGAUUUUGAGAUUUGUCAUGCUAGGCUGGCAUGACUCUGCACUCUGUAUUGCGUGGCCACCAAGUAGAGGCCCUCUUGCCUGUCAUACAAAAGCGAAGUUGCUCAUGCGAAGUACGCAGCACAGAAGCACGAAAAAACUUGUCAUGCUUGGUGGCGCAUUACAGGAGAGCACUUAUUGUUUAGGGACUUGCAUCACAAGUUUCCAGACCCAGACAUAUUUGCAAUGCAUAUGCGAACAGGAUUGCCGCUCGGGCGAGGAGCUCCUGGAAGAAGCUGAAUUCGGCGUCAUGAUGGCAGAUCUGAUUCACGAGAAUAGAGAUCAACUGUCGGAGCUAGAAAUGGAAGAUUUCCAGUAUUUAAUCCAAGAAGUGAAUAUUGGUGACCUGAAAGGAGCGGCGCAAAGUGUAGACAAAAAGCUGGGCAGCACAACUAAAGAAGAGUUGUACCAAGAGGCCGCGAGUUACCAGCCGGGGGUGCCGAUGUCUUUCGGGCCACAAAGUGCCGCGGAUCUUCCGGCGCCAAGCUCCGGAGCGGCUGGGAGAACGUUUGGGCAGCCGGGUGCUGCGGGGGGAGAUGCUGGUACAACUGUCUGGUCAGUUUUGCGUUUUCUAUUUAUGUCGUUCAGAAAUUUUUUCUGGGACCGAGAAACAAGAUUUGGAACUUUACUAUGCGACAGACGAAAUAAACCCCAAAGAUGAUCUGUGCCUCAUCAAAUUAUCCGAUUGUCAUGCAAAAGCUCGAAAAGGACCUGUGCAUAAUCUUCUUCAAAUCUCAGGCCCCUCCUCCUCUCAACCGCGAUCCCAGCGAAGGACCCAGCCGCACAUCCGCAGCAACCGAGUCAACUUUGACAAUAAAAAAUCCAUGCAAGAUGUGAUGAAAAACCUGAAAGAAGCAGCCGACCUGGCGUACCAGCACGCCGCCCCGAUGGCGAUGGCCUUCGCGACGGGCAGCACGGUCGGCGUGGCGUUCGAGGGGGCCAAAUUCGUGGAUGCCGGGCUCACGAAAUGCGGGGUUCAUUGCCCGUUGGAAGACCAUUUCAAGUGGGGGAAGGAGAUGGGUUAUAUCGCGGAAGUAUUCGGCUUCCAGUCCGUACUGCGAAGCGAGGAGCGGGUCGAGGGGAGCAUGGACCACAGGCCCGUGACGCGAAUGAAACAGGACUUCUCCAAAGUGAUCAAUUCCGUAACAAAAUUGUAUGUGAUUUCGAGCUACUGGCCUCCCUGGACAAAGGGCGAGAAGAAAGAGCAAGGGGGAACCGGCAGUGGGCCCGGCGAUGGGCAGGCGACCAAUGGUACGGCCGCUAACAGUUCUGGCAGUACGGCGCCACCUUCCGUGGAAGUUGGUAUUUGAAAUGAAUGCUGUGAGUAUGUUCGUGUGGUUUGCUUCUCAAAUUUUCGCACAUGACCUUUUCAAACUGCUUCUGCUGUACAACUAACAUCUGGUUUGUUAGUGCGCCUUCGCCAGCGAGGGAAAGAACAGGCAAACUUUGAAAAAGUACUGCACUGCGAACAUUCAUUCAACUUGUCAUGCAAAAUCUGCAAAACUGAACGCCCCCCCAACACAGGCCUUUUGCCGCAGAUCCAGAAAAAACUUACGGUCGACAAGGACGCAAUGCACAAAACCCUCCAGCGUGCGGCAAACGGUGACUUUAUGUCGCUGCUUUUCCACGACCCGUCUGUUUUACACCAAGUUCGGGAAGAGCUCCCACACCGGGUGAUUGUCACCUUGGUCCAGAUGACGCAGGCCGUGAUUGAGAUGGAAGAAUUACGGUUAGAUCCGACCUACAGCUGGUUUUUCAACAAGUUUUUGACAAAGUUCAAGAACAGUAUUCGUGGGUCUGGCGCUGACAAUGCCAAGUGCAAAAAGCCUCCAAUAAAGGACCCAACUAUAGUUCCGAAGAAAGAAGAACCGAAGAAGGAGCAGCAAGUGUCCGUUUUCCAAUCCAAGAUUUCGCAAGCUGUGGUCGCGAUUGGCAAGAAGGUGAAGGAGACGGCGAUUGCGGUUGGGGGUUUUUUCCAGAAAGUCGGGAAAAAACUCGGUCUCGGGGACCUGUGGCACUGGCUGAAGACGAGGUUUUGCGAGUUUACGCAGAUCGACUUCAACGCGAUUUGGGAGUUGCGGAAUUAUUUGCAGAAAAUUCUCGCGGUUCUGUUCGCCUCGGCCAACCCGUAUGCGAAUCAGGCGAGGUCGAUUUUGCUGGAGAAUUUAAAAACCUGGAUCGACCCCGACCGAUUCAAUGAGCUCAUGCUCGGGAAAAAAGCGAAUGCCUGGAAGAAAAAAGCGCAGCAGAUGCACUGCGAGAUGAGCAAUGAGCUGCAGCAAGCGUUGAACAACGUGCGGGAUUCCUGUCUCCCAAGUUCGCCCGAGGGCAUGCAGGUGAUGGCGAGUUAUCCAGAGUAAAAACUACGUCCCCGCACCAAAGUCAAAAUGGGAAAUCUGCUAGACAAAUCAACCAGCUGUGGCUGUUGCGCAUGACAAGUUUGGCCCUGUAGUGUGGUGCUGUUUAGGUGGUGCAGCAGCAUCACAGAUCUAGCAUAUAAUGCUGCCCCGAGCAUGACAAAUUAUUCCAAAACACGGCUAAGAAAUGCUUCCCAUGGGGCGCUCCGCAUGAGAAAUAUUCUCAGCAUGCAGAUUUGCACUACAACUAUGGGGUAGGGACGUUUUUACAAAUGAUACGAGUGUCGCCGUGGCCAUCAACGACGGGUGGGGUUCGAUUGCGGACAAAGACAGAGACAUGACGGCGAAAGUGAAUUUGUUCUUCACCAACGCCGCCCAAGGGGCUGUGUUGGACGAAAUUGAGCACGAGAUUGUGAGCAAAUUGUCCACGAAAAUCUUCUCGGAAAUCACCAAAAAAGAUUCGCGCUUCGGCUUCAUUUUUGAAAAGAUCCGGGCGAACAAAAAGCACGCCGAGGAACUGAUAAAUUCCGGAUGCGACGUGUGGGAGACGGUUGCGUUUCAAUCGUCCGCGUUACGGGAUUCGACUCACAAGCAGAUCGAGGCCUGGGAGCACCAAAUUUUCGAAAAAGUGCAAUCAGCGGUGAAAAGUUCGAAUAAAAUCAAGCACUUGGCGCGGUUUGCGGAUGAGGGAGUACAAAAGGAUCUGGUCGAGAGAGUCGACCGGAUAGUUUCCAAAACGGUUGACAAAGUGAUGGAAAAGUUAAAGUACCUGCUCGAUACGUAUCAAAUGCAAAUAUGUCUGGGUCUGGAAGAGUCAUGCUGCUUUUGCAUGACACAGAAGGUCUGGCAUGGAAGCUCUAGCAUCACAGAUCUCGAGAAGCUUGAGCAAUGCCGAAUCCGCAUGACAAAGGCCCCACUUUGGUGACAGAGAGUGGGCAGCUUUUGCUGCCUAUGCAUGGGAGAUUUUUCUGUGUUGUGAAAUGCGCAUCACAAGUUUGCAUUCUUCCAGACCCAGACCUAUUUGCAAUGCAUAAUACGGAUGAUAAAAUUAAAUCCACCGCGGAUUUCGCCGAAAAGGAGGAAAAUGCCGAGAAAGAACUAUGCAAGAAAAAAACUGUGUAAGUGUAAGUCUGUGAUGCAGAAAAUGCAAGACAGUUACGCUUGUCAUGCUCCACAUGCAUGAUAGGCUCGCUUACUACGUGUUUCCCGUCCUAUCUACGCAUGACAAGUUUUUCCUGUCAUGGCAGACAAACUUGUCAUGCUGUUUUCCCGAGAGACCUACACUAACACAGUUUUUUUCUUCGAUAAGAACGCCGGGAAAAGUACUACAAGGAUAUCAACUGCAAAUAUGUCCGAGGCUGGAAAGAUGGAACUUGUAAUGUGUGUCUUGCAUUCCUAGAAAAUCUGUGUUGCGUGCGCAGCAGAAGAGCCGCUUCCUUUGUCAUGCAUGAACGCAUAUAUUGUAGUGCGUGCUAGACAUCAGAAAGCGUUUCAAAAACUUGCCACGCUUGGCUGCCACAGCAAGCGUUGCAAUCAGCAGCAAAUCAGCAUCACAGGUUUCCAGACAUCCAGGGAUAUUUGCACUGCAUAAAGGAAAAGCUGCAACGACUCCCGGCGCCGAUCUCCAAACUCUUAACUAAGGAAUCCGACUUAUCAAAAGGAAGAAUCGCCCCUCCCCAUAUCGAAAACGAAGUUUGUGAUGCUGUAUUUGAGUACACAAAUCGACUUGUAAUGCUAGAAGGCCAAGCGCCGCAGUUCUGGCUUCGUUUGCAGGAAAUUUGUCAUGCUGUUUCCCACUUCCAGCUGCCUCCUGUCAUGCUGAAGAUGCAAGACUGUCCCAGCACGCCAAGCAGCACCACUGUCCGUAUCUUUUCCCUUCUAGCAUGACCAAGCUGACUUGUGACCAUAAAUCUGCAUCACAGAUUUUCGUUUUGAUAUGGGGAGGGGGGACUUUUCUUCUUGAUAUGACUUCACCGUGGUCGAGGCGACGAAGUGGAUUAGCGAGAAGGCGACGGGUCAUCAAGUCAACGACGCGAUAUCCUAAGUAAAAACGUCCCCACCCCAUACUCAAGUUGGGAAUCUAGCAGCACAAAUCUCCAAGUUUUGGGAGCUGUGCAUGACAAGUUUCCCUCUGCAGUAACUUGCUGGCUGGCAAGAGAAGCCGCAUGAGAAAGCCCCUCUCAUCCUGUUUACAGCAUUACAAGUUACAAAACUCGAUUGGUAAUGCGUCUCAUGCCGCUGCGCAUUACAAAUGUUCCUGUCAUUGCACAUUUGCAUUACAACUCUGGAGUGGGGACGUUUUUACAUAGGAUACGCGACCGAGCUGGCUCAUGUCAUGCUGCGGUUCUUUGGGCAGGGCAUGUCGCCCUGGAUGUUUGGCGCCUUGAAGAUUGGGUUGUGGGGGGUUGGGACGGCGGUCAGGUUAUCAGAGUGAAAAAUCCCCCCUCCCCAUGUCAAAACGAAGUUUCUGAUGCUGGAUUUGUUUUACACAAAUCAGAUUUGUCUUGCCGGCGAGGACUGCAGGCCCAUAUCAAGCCUGAGUAGACCGGUUUUGGCCUAGGCGCUUCGCAUGACAGACGUCUACGCUGUAGGAACAACGGCAUGACAAACCGCCUGUAGAAUGCGGCGGCUGUCUGUGGGGUUGUCUUCAUGCAACACAGAGACGAUUUGUGGCCACAAAUCAGCAACGCAAAUUUUCGAAAACGCACCUUGUCAAUACGGGGAGGGGGGAUUUCUCCUCGCGAUACAGCUGGGGCCCGGGAUUGUUCUCGGUGAUGAAGGUGACGUUUGUAUCCUGAGUAAAAACGUCCCCACGCCAAAGUUGUCAUGCAAAUCUGCAUGCCAAAAAAGUUUGUCAUGCGGAGCACCAUGAGAGGCAUUUUCUAGUCUUGUUUUGGAAUUUGUGAUCCUAGAAUCUGCAUGAUAUACUAGAUCUGUGAUGCUGCUGAACUACCUAAACAGGAUUACACUACGAGGAGAAACUUGUCAUGCCAAAUGACCAAAGCUGGCUGAUUUGUCUAGCAGAUUUCCCAUCUUGAUUCUGGUGUGGGGACGUUUUUACAAAUGAUCCUUUGCGAUCUCGAUGUUUUCGAAAAAGGCGAAGCAAUUAUUGUACGUUUUGGAGGAGGAAAAGGCGGUCCGGAUAUCCUGUGCAAAAGUAUCGUACUCGUAUUGCAAUCAUGCAUUACCAAUCUUUUUCUGAAGGUAAAUCCGCAUCACAAAUUUCAUUUCACAUGCACAUGCUGAGAAAAUUUGUAAUGCAUUCAUACGAGUAGGAGUGCGAUACUUUUGCAGUGCAUACCGGAUGGUCUUGGACAACUUUGAAGACCCGAGAUUGUACGUAUCGCAAGAAAAAAGCUGUUUCACUGUAAACUUGUGAUGCAUAAAAUGCAACACAGAAGUAUUUGUCUUGCUACGCAUGCAAGACAAUGGAUUUUUCGCCGUGUUUUCCCUUAGAAACCUUGCAUGGCAAAUUUUCUUUGUCAUGUAGAACUACAAACUUGUGAUGCAAAAACUGCCAAAUCCUUACAGUGAAACACUUUUUUCAUACGAUAGUACGGUGGCUUUUACGAUAAGCUUUUUGGCGCUCAAGUUAUCGAGGAAGAGGAGUCGGAUGACGAAGCGGCACUGGCACCUGCAGGACAAGGCGUUACAACGGCGCCAGCUGUAGGAACUACGCUUACGCAGCCCCUCCUUCCUAACCCUGCUGACGACCCUAUUAAUCCAUCUAAUGCUACCGCAGAAGCAGGCGGGAAUGCACCAUCAUCGUCAACAUCCGCAGGAGCACCUCCGACAGGAGAGGAACCAAGUUUAAUACCUGAGCAAGAGCCAAAAAUCGAGGUUAAGCAGCUCGGGCCGUGGGAACACUGGAUGCAGGACACCUUUCUGGGUGGCAUGAAGCGCACGGCCUUCCGGCUGAUCACGUCGCCCUUCUUACUGUUGAAAUUAGCGUAUGAGAAUUUGAAACUGACUCUCCAAACGUUAAUCUACAUGCAGAAGUGGCUCUUCGGUUCCGAGUUCGCUCGGUUUGAGCACAAGUUCAGCGGGAAGGCGGUGGCGGGGACGACUCGAGAUAUCUACCGGGAUCCGGAAGUGGAAAGGUUGCAGCGAGAAAGAGACGCAGAAAGACAGCGGAGAAGGGAGCAACGAGCUGCGGCUGCUGGUGGAAUUGUCGAUGAAGAGAACAACGAUGAGGAAGACGCUCUCGACGCGGAUCUACUCAUGCCGCUACAGUCGCAGACCGUAUUCGAAGCUUUAUCGUGAGGAAAAAUCCCCCCUCCCCAUAUUGAAAGCGCAUCCUUCUCAAAAUCUGUCAUGCAGAUUUGUGACCACAAAUCCUGUCUGUCUUGCGAGAAAGCAAGUUGAGACAGUCCGCCGCACUAUUGAGGCGAUUUGUGAUGCUGUUAGGCCUACACCGUCGACAUUUUUCAUGCCGGGAGCCUACGCCAAAACCUCUCGGCUCAGGCUUGGCAUAUGCCUGCAGUCCUCUACUGCAAGACAAACCUGAUUUGUGUACUGAAAUCCAGCAUCAGAAACUUCGUUUCGAUAUCGGGAGGGGGAAUGAUUCCAUCUGAUGAGCUUGGAAGGAAAUCAUGUCCGACGCGAAGGACGCAACAAAAGACCUGGAGGAGGACCGACUAUCAAAUGUAAAAUGUCUGGGUCUGGAAGAAUGCGAGAUCUGUCAUGCAGUUUUUGCAUGAGCCAGAUCGUCUGGCAUGCAAGCUCUAGCAUCACAGAUUUUGACCGGGUAUUCCAAUGCCUAAUCCGCAUGACAAAUCCCCUCUCUCGGAAACAAAAGGCGCGGCCUUUUGCCAGCCAUGCAUGACAGAUUUUCUCAUGAUGUAGACUUCGCAGCACAAAUUCGAAUCCUCCCAGACCCAGACAUUUUUGCAGUUGAUACCGCCGGGCAUUAAGGGAAUUGAAGUCCACACGGAAAGACCCGGAGAGAACCGCACUGCAGUAGCGUAAGAGAAAAUCCCCCAUCCCCAUUACUGAAAAGAGAUACUUCUGAAAUAAAUUUUUGAUGCUGAUUUGCGGACACAAAUCGUCUCUGUAUUGCGAGAAGGCAAAGCCAGAGACUCCGCCGCGUUUUGCGGGCAAUUUGUACUGCUGUAUGGCGUGCAGGGGAUAAGUCUCCCUUGCUAGGCGCCUACACGGAAAAGGCCCAACUCAGGCUCCGUAUCUGCGUGCAGUCCUCUAUUGCAAGACAGAGCUGAUUUUUGUACACAAAUCCUGCGUCACAGAUCUCCCAUUUGAUAUGGGGAGGGGGGACUUUUCAUUUUGAUAUGCAGGAAGCCAACGCUUUUGCCAAGUACGUACAGAAAUCCGUCAUUGGGUCGCAGAUGUAUCAAGUGCAAAAAUGUCUGGGUCUGGAAGAGUGCAUGUUUGUCAUGCUUGUCUGGCAUGACUCUUAAAUCUGUCAUGCACGUUACCCAAGAGCUCCAUUUUAUUGUGAUGCAGAGACGCAGUUUGUGAUGCAGAAUAGGCAACACCUAGAAGCGGAGAGACUUGUCAUGCUGAGCCAGCAGUUGUGGCCUCAUCAUGAGACGCCACCCAGCAUCACAAGUUUCCAGACCCAGACAUAUUUGCAGUGCAUAAGAUGAAGAGAUUCGCGUUUUCCGAUUUGCUAAACCCGGCAGAUAAGUCGUGGCACGAUCAGAUUAUCGUCCCCUUGAUAAGCAUUGCAAUUCUGGCUGGGUCUGGAAACUUCAAACUUGUAAUGCUGGUCGUACAUUUUUCCUGUGAAAUCUGUAAUCCAUGAUCAAGAACCUCCAAAGGCGCAGCCUCUUUUGUCCUACGAAAACGCAGUCUCUCAUGCAGGCUGCGCAUGAGGAAGUGUUGUGGAAAGUUGUUAUGCUGGGCUGCAUUCGGAAGUGUUUCUUUCGAUCAUCCAAGUUUUAGUAUCACAAGUUGCCAAGCCCAGUCAAAUUUGCGUUUGAUGCUUGAGCAACGAGGACGAUUUAGCGAACGUGAUGAUCAUCCGGCAAUGUAUUAACCAGCUGACCUCGACGGUGUUGAACUUCGUGCUGGAUGGCACCGGGAAUGAGUUUCCGAUGCUCUCGUUAGCUUUGAACCAAGUUUUCGAUAAUAUGCAGAAAAAUAUCGAGGUGAGCCCGAAAUUCCAGAUUUUCAACUAUCAAAUGUAAAAAUGUCUGGGUCUGGAAAGUUGGAACUUGUAAUGCUGGUCUUGCAUUCCUGUGAAAUCUGUAUUGCAUGACCAAGAACAGUGGUAGCCUCUUCUGUCAUACAAAAACGCAGUUUCUCAUGCGGAGUUCGUAUGAGAAAGCGUGCUGCAACCUUGUCAUGCUUUCCUGCAUAAGCAAGUGACCUCCUCUUGCACAUUUUAGCAUCACAAAUUUCCAGACCCAGACAUUUUUACAGUUGAUAUCAACAACAGGAGAACGAAGAAGAAGAUCGAGCGACUGCGGUUAUCCUGUGCAAAAAUGUCCCUACCCCAUAGUUAAGUUGGGAUCUCUGCAACACAGAUCCAGGAGUUUUGGACGCCACGCAUGACAAGUUGCAGCCCGUAGUGUAGUGCAGGUUAGCAAGCACAGCCGCAUGAUUACAAAUCGAGAUGCGUAUCCUGUUUACAGCAUUACAAAUUCAAAAACACGACUGAAAAUGGAAAUGCCCAUCAUCGGGAUGCGCAUCACAAAUGUUCUUGUCAUUGCAAAUCUGCAUGACAACUGUGGGGUGGGGAUGUUUUUACAUAGGAUGGCGGUCCGUCAUGAUCUAUUUCCUCAACAGCCAGUACGGGAUCGCCGGCAUGCAGGGCGCCAUCUAUCAUAGUGAAAAAAGCCCCCACCCCAUAUCGGAAACGGAAGAUGCGCGAAUUUGUGAUGCUGUAUUGGAGUACACAAAUCGACUUGUAUUGCUACAAGGCCAAGAGACGAAGCUGCGGCAUAAAUUGCAGGUAAUCUGUCAUGCGGUUUCCCACUUGUCUAGUUGCCUCCUGUCAUGCUGGAGACGCAUAGGUUUAUUCCCACGCUAGGCAGCACCACAGUGUCUUCAUCUUUUGCCUUCUAGCAUCACAAAGCUGAUUUGUGGCCACAAAUCUGCAUCACAGAUUUCCGUUUUGAUAUGGGGAGGGGGCAUUUUUCAUUGUAAUACCAGCGCAAAUGGGUUCAUCGUGGGUCCGACUUUGUCCGCUUUGGAUUACGCGACCCACCAAGCGACGGGGUACACAUUCACAAAAACGGUACUAUUGAGAGGAAAAAUCCCCCCUCCCCAUAUCGAAAAGGCAUGCUUCCGGAAAUUUGUCUUGCUGAUUUGAGACCACAAAUCACGUCUGUCUUGCAAGAAGACAAAUGCAGAGGCUUCCCUGCCAUUAUGGGAGCGGUUUGGCAUGCUGUUGGGCCUAGAGGACAGCCGUUUGCAAUGCUAAGCAACUAGACCAAAAUGUCCCUCCCUAGGCUGCGGAUCUGGUUGCGAUGCCGUAUUGCAAGACAGCGCGUAUUUGUGUGAUGCAAAUCUUGCAUCACAGAUUUCCCAUCUGAUAUGGGGUGGGGGGAUUUUUCCUUUUGAUAGGUCCGAGCCGGAAUCCGGAACGCCGUUUUAGAGUCAGACACGGUGUCCAAAAUCGCACUAUGGAUUGCAAAAGUGUCUGGGUCUGGAAGAUUCUAAACUUGUAAUGCUGUCGCUGGAUUCUAAAAAAGGCUGUAUUGCAUGACCAGCGAGAGGACUGCAGCUCCAGUUUGUGCUGCGCGGAGAGGCAUAAUUUCUCAUGCGGUAGAGGCAUCACAAAGUCCUCUAAAAAGAUGUGAUGCUAGGGCAUGCAUCACAGACGUCAUGGGUGACAAACCUGGCAAUGACAAACCUGGCAAUCUUCCAGACCCAUACACUUUUGCAGUUGAUACGCACGCUACUUGAACGAUGAGCACAAGGGGCGAAAAAGGUUGCUGAAGGAAAGAGCCUUCAUGAGCUUUGGGGUCUCUUUCGCGACGUUGUUGCAGGAAACGCCUAAUCGCUUAACGGGGGUUUCGCAGAUGCUCGGGAGCGGGGACAAUUUGGACAACAGUAUCUAUAAAAUCAUGCACAUUGCGUUCGGCCUGGCAAAUCUGCAGAACGGGAAGAAUAUGAAUUUUCCAAAAAUGAUGGCGGAGAUAAGCAGCGGUACUUGUGCGAAUCAUUUUUUUAUUUUUCGCUUCGCUUGUUUGAUGAACAGAGACGGAUUCGCCUGAUGCAAAUGUUCAUGUGCAUGAUUGGGGAACAAGCAGCACGACUAGUUGUAAGUAGAAAUAUGAAUGCAAGAUAAGCUCAAAUAAUUUUCCCCGAAAGGACUACGAAGUUACGCACGGCGUAGUACUCGUACAUCAUCAUCAUCAUCAUCAUCAUCAUCAUCAUCAACAGAAUAAGACGAAAAAAUCCAUUUAAUUUCAGCUUUAUCGACCGGCACGGAGUCUCAAGCAGCGUCUUUUCAGUCCGGCCAGACGUCCCUCUUCUGCAAUAUCAAAUGUAAAAAUGUCUGGGUCUGGAAGAAUGCAACUUGUGAUGUUGCGUUUGGAUGUGUAAAAAAUUUGUGUUGCAUGAGCAGCAAAAGGAUUCUAAUUUUUGCUACGCGGAGAGGGCAUUUGUCAUGCGGAAUAGGCAUCAAGAAUCCCUCAAAAAACCUGUGAUGCUAGGGCAUGCAUCACAGACAUCAUGGCUCAUGCAACCCGUGCAUGACAAGUCUCAGAAUCUUCCAGACCCAGACAUAUUUGCAUUUGAUAUGCAAUGAAGCGGUGCAAUACUUGAUGCGCCGCUCCGGAGACGUCAUUGAGGCCGGAAAGGGUUUUUACCGACAAGAGCAGAAGGGAACGAUGAUACGAAACGCGACCCACUACUAUUUGGGCACCGAAUACGGACGACAGCAGUUUCGCGAGGGUGUGCGCGACUACGCGGUCAGUUGCGGAGGUUGUAUCCCACGGAAAAUAAAAGCUGUAACAGGUCAUGUUUGAUGUAUAUCAAAGUGUAUUAAAACCAAAUGAGUACGCCUACGCAGGAAAAUCUGUCUUCAUGGCCAGAUCCAUAGCAGGCUGCAGCUCCACGUGUAACUACAAGAACGGGUUUUUUCUCUACUAACCUAUAAUUUCUGCACAAUAAUACAAACAUGACACCUGCCAGCUUUUUUCUGUGGGAUAGCCUGCGUGCGCUACUCUGGACAUGUUUGUUUCGAAAACAGCCAAGCCUGCCUCAUAUCAACUGUAAAAAUGUCUGGGUCUGGAAGAAUGCAUGUUUGUCAUGCUAAAUCUGGAUCAUGCAACAAUCUGUGUUGCAUGAGUACCAAAAGCCGUGCAUUUUUGACCAAGGUGACAAGGAGUUUCUCAUGCAGGAUAGGCAUGAUAUUAGAGAUCUCGCAGAAUCUGCCAUGCUAGGCCCUGCAUUCCAGACCUCAUGCUGGGGCAUGGAAAACCUGCAUUACAAAUCGCGUAUUCUUCCAGACAUUUUUACAUUUGAUACCUCAUCGACGGGUACAAUAAUGGGAGAAGCUGCGCCGUCGGGUGUAGGAACCACCCCAAAGAGCAGAUGCGGAGAGUAUUCUAUGAUAAGAACCAAAAACUCGCUUUGUUAACAACGUCACUGCUCGGCCCGAGACCGCUUCCACCGGCUAGUAGUACUCUUGCCGCGGCGCCAGAACAGGAAACCAUGGACGCCUGCUGGCCAGGCUCUUAUGCGGCGUUGCGCGGCGCUGGCUCGAGCUCGUCUUCUUCUUCACACAGCGUCCCUUACCCUGGGUCGGGUGCUACAGCUGGCACUACUACAGGAGCAUCAUCCACCUCUUCGCCUGCGGGUGGUACAGGACUACACGGCGUUUCAUCACCAUCAUUCCUGCACCGCCGACACGCACCAAAGGACCACGGACAAGAUUAAGUUUUGGCCUUCCUUUUCCCUCUGCGCCAGCACAUUAUACGAUGUACAAAACACGAAAGUGAUAAAACUGUGACUCACGGGUGUCGAUAAUGUAGUUAUGACCGAUAUGGAUAUUGAAUAGAUGAAGCAGUUGUCUGUUGUACGUACAACAUCAAUUAUGUCGUUGAUUUUUCGCCCGAGCGCACUACUACUGGAGAAGCGUUUUUCCGCAGUUGCGUCUCUGGGCGGUCAACGCGCGCAAGCGCUCAAGCAUUGCCAUCCCCAACUGAAGUAGAAAAGAAGGAGCUCUGCCAGUUCUUCUAGAGUAAAAACGGCACAGUGAGACUUAAGUCGACUGCUCUUCGAUAAAAAUUUGCGGACAUGUAAUAGUGUUAGACCCUUAUUUGUUCUCACGGGAGGACGGAAAAAAGGACAUUUAUGCAGCAUGUUGUUUCUACUAGAACAUGAACGAUGAGGAGGCAGCUACUUAUGUUGAAUUUGACCCUCUACCGCAUGUCGACGUUUCGAACAUUAUGUCCCGCAUAGAACGCAAAGAAAGCUCGAGGAAU